Molecule: messenger RNA, 8325 nt
Organism: Parasteatoda tepidariorum (common house spider)
Lineage: Eukaryota; Metazoa; Arthropoda; Arachnida; Araneae; Theridiidae
Source: RefSeq, a predicted model, not a curated record
AUUAGAAAUCGUAUCGACUAUCAACAGGAUAGCUUGAAUAGGCAGUCACGUGACAUUGUUGUCUUAAUAGUGUCAUGGCGGACGUAAUGGCUGACUUAGUGAUUCUGACAAAGUGCUUACGUUUACUGCGUUUUUAACAUUAUUUUUUAUGUAUCGGCGAUCGCCAGGAUACAUAAUUCACUAAUGGUUAUUUGUGUACCCGGGAAAAUGCAAUUCGAACUUUCGAAAGAAAGACAAGCUAGAAAAAAGAAAGCUCGAACAUGGACUGAAGCGGCGAAGCUCGCUUUAGAACUUUACCCAAAAACUCCAUUGGGAGACAAAGAGAUUUUUAAUGUCAUUCGUGCUAAAGGAUUAAAAGAUGUCAGUGGUCCAGCCUCUUUAGCAUGUUUAAAUGCAAUGCUGCACCUGCAUUCCAGAGGACCAGAAGCAAUGUUUUAUAGAGUAGAUGGAUGCACCAGUGUUUUUGGACUUGCAAGUAAUAUUCCGGAUGGUGGCGUGAAGAUGGAAGUCGAUGAAGAAGAGAGUGGCCAAGAGUUUGAUCCCGGUGAUUCUGAUCAAGAUUCUGGGGCUUCUUUAUCUCCUGGCAGAAAGAAUGAUCGAGUUCUAUAUGUGCGUCUACCUCCUGGUUACAAAAGCUCUCCAUUGUCUGUAAAUAGCAGUUGUAACCACCAAAUGGAAGAAACAGGAGUUCAUAAAAAUGAUCAGCUUCCGGUGAAACCACUUGCGUAUAAGAAUGAGUACUACACUCGAAUACGUCGAAUGAAUGGGGAAAAUAUGAUAGAAAAUACUAAGAAUGAAAAAUGCAAUCAAGCCUCAGCUGCUAAUUUAUCUGUAUCUUCUCCUGCAAAGGUGUCUCAAAGUCAUAGUCAAAGAGCCAUUAAACACGCAUUACGACAGCAGCAGAAGAGGCGCCGACGUAACACAGCAAUUGCUGCUAGUGGUAAUGCACCUCCACCUAUACCUCGGAUUAUUAUGAAACCGUUACCUCCUGCUCCAACUGUUGCAGGAUGUGUGCCUGAAGAAAGAUGGAGAUGUUCUCUGGAGAAAACCUCAUUGCGCGAGAGUACUAGGCACAAACCUCAAACAAUGCGAGAAUUACUUGCUUCAAUACCAGGACUUAGUUUCAAGCCGAGGAAGCGAUCCAGCAGGAAAUUAAGUACAGCUGCUCAAAUUGCUCAAACUAAGCAAGGCUGUAUAAAUAUUGAAACUCCCGAUUCUAUACUUGUAAAUACAAAUUUGCGGGCUUUAUUAAACAAGCAUACAUUUGCUUCAUUACCUCCUGUAUAUCAAUAUAGAUUAGUGCAUCUAUUACCUCAAGCAGAUCGAGUUAUUGGGGCAGACUAUUCUGUAAGGCUUUGUGCCACAGCCUUAAGCAAUGAAUUCUUUGCACGAGCAUGCCAAGAAUGGAAGAAAAGAUUACAAGAAGGAGAAUUUACCCCUGAAAAUCAGAUGAAAUUAAAAGGGGAAGCUGAACGGGAUCACAGCAAAUUAGAUCCUUGGAAGAUGUCUCUUUCUUACAGAUCUUCAUCAGAUCUACCUGAGCAGUCGAAACAAUCCUUUCUGAUGAAUUCUCAGUUGAAAUCUUCUUUAAAUCCUCAGAGUAAACAUGUGCCAACCAUUAAAAUUAAGCCUGUUGUGAGAAGAGGGCGACUAAAUAGAGACUUGUCAAAACACAGACGUAUCAUGGAUGAAGAUUCUCCAACCUAUUCAGAUGAAAAUCACCCUGCUGGUGAUUCCCCAUUAUACAAUCAAACCUUAGAUAUUGACACAACAGAAGCAGUUGAGGCAGAUUCUCUUUAUGCCCCUCCCACCAAGAAAUUAAAAUUGUCUGAAACUCUGUCAUCCAAUUCAUCUGAAUCACAAGAAUCGUCUGAAGAGUCUAUACACGCAGUGAUGCAAGAGACUUCACCUUGUCCAUCUCCAUGUCCAUCCUCAGUGACAUCCACUACCUCACCAUGCCAUUCUGUUGAAGAUGGGGACAUUAACAAAGAUAUAAAUAAAUCAACUUCAUCGAUCAUUCCUAUUUCCUUGUCUGUGACUGUGGUUCAAACAACUGCUCCCAGUCAAAGCUUAGUUCCACCCAUAACAAUCCGCUCAAUUCCAGUACUGCGACCUGGAGGAAGCAAGAAAAGUUCUGGUCGCAGUGAUGGAGGGGCAAACCUUGAACGUUCUUAUCAAAUAUGUAAGGCAGCAUUAGAGUUUCAUAACAAAAAAGAACCUUCAUCAUCAAGUUCUGCACCUCCACAAUCCUCAGAGGCAGUCACUUCAUCCGUCACCACCUCCGAUACGCCUGACAAGGCAAUCGACGAAAGCUCUCUGGAAACUCAAAGCGGUGAAAUAGACAGUCAGAUGACUGAAUCCAAUGUAUAUAUACCAGAAACUCAGGUGACCUCUAAUUAUUUGUUAAAGACAUGCACACCUUCUACCGUUCCUACCUUUGCAAUUAAUUCUGUUUCUUCCACCAUUAACCCGCUUGAUACCUCUAACACAUGCACUAAUGCCGACGUAUCUUCCCUCGAUUCUGAAUCCAACGGAGAGGCAGCCGAGUGUGCUGCCGUCGAUACUUCAGAAUCUUGCUGCAUCGAUCCUAAUGCUCCGGUUUGCAUGGCAGCAGAUUCCACCAGCAUCGAGGAGCCCUACGAGUUUCCCGAAUCUCCUGCCGGCGAUUUGACCAUCGAUGCCUCGCCCUCUUCGGUAGCAUCAGGGAUGAUGGAAGGUUUUUCGGAGCAUUCGUCUGCCCUGGCGGAUGACGUGGCAAUGGACCAGGAGUCUACGACAUCCACGAAUAUAGCCACGGUCGAUGACUCCCCUGGAACCAAAGCUGAUACGACCGAAGAGGAAAGCAUGGAACAUUACAUUACCUCUGUUGAACCCAUUGCCUCUCAGGAUUCAGUAUCUUACAAUUCUAACUGUGAAAUUGUGGAAAUUAAUACUGUGACAACCUCUUUGCUAGAUAAUGAUAUAGGCUGCUUGACCUCUGAAUGUCUUGAUUCUGAUUCAUCAAGCUUGCAACAACCCUUUGAUGACUCACAAGUUAUCGAUGAAGACAAUACAAUCAUUCUGAGUAUGCCAUCUAGUGAAGAAGAAAAUGUUGUGUCUGAUGAUACUAUUAAUGCAGAGGAGAGUAUGCAAGAAGAUAAUAAAGGCACUAUGGAUGAUAUGGAGUGUAAGCUUUCUUCCAUGGAUGAUACUGAGGAUAAACAUAUGUUAGAAGAUGGUGAAAGUAAACUUUCUUCAAACAACGAUACACAGAGUAAAAAUUCAUCCUUCGACGACGACAAUGAUAGCAAAAUAUCUUUUGUUGAAGAUACUGAAUGCAAACUGACUUCUACUGAAGAAAUGGUUUCAAAAUCUUGUUCUGAAAUGCAGACAUCAUCUACUGAUAUAGAAAAUGACCAGUCUCUUGAACAAGAAAACAAUGAAUGUGAAAUGAUAACUGAGCAGUUAACUUCAAGUGAACCCUAUACUGUGCCACAAGAAAAUUCCUUGGAAGGAGAAUUGCUUUCUAAAGAAUUAGACUCGAGUCAGAUGGAUACCCCUUCUAGACCCUUAAGUGCUCCCUUGAAUGUCCAUGCUUCUAUACCUGAAGUAGCCAUUCAGAAAAGACCGGCUAGUUCCCAAUCUUACUAUAAAAGGUCUAAAGUUUCCCCCAUAGUGUAUUUUGAAUCCCCAGAAGGGGAUGAUAGUAAAUCUGAUUACGAUAAAAUGCCAUCGCCUCAUAGCUCAGAUGGCAUGUUACAAUUUUCGUCUUCAACUAUGAAUGAAAGCAAUUCUUCGAGAAACGAUUAUUUAAUUCUUGAAGUAGCAUCUGAUGAUACUAUUAAUGCUGAAGAAAAAAGCACUUUUGUAGAGGAUGGUGAAAGUAAGCUCUCUUCCAUGGAUGAAACUGAUGACAAACAUUUGAUAGUCGAAGACGGUGAGAGUAAGCUUUCUUCACUCGAAGACACUCAGAGUAAGUGUUCGUCGCUAGACGACGACGACAGCAAAAUAUCUUCGGUCGAGGAUACCGAAAGCAAGUUGUCUUCUACCGAGGAAAUGAUCAUGAAACCUUAUUCUGAAACCUCAUUGGCAAACAAUGAGCAAUCUGCUGAUGUAGAAAAUAAAAUGGUCAUUGAACAAUUGCCCACAAAUGUUGUGCCACUGAAGAAUGUUUCAUUGCAAGAAGAUAUUGUUAAAGAAGAUUCUAAAAAAUCAUUUCCAACUCAGUUGGAUACUCCCUCUAGGCCCUUAAGUGUUCCCUUGCACUUUCCCCCCACCCAGACCUCUGGGUCUGAAGUGAACACUUUAAAAAGGCCUGCUAGUUGUCAAUCCUAUUACCGAAGCUCAAAAGUUUCUCCCAUAGUGUAUUUUGAUUCCCCUGAAAGUGAUGAUACUAAAUCUGACUGCGAUAAAAUUGAUAAAAUUCCCACUCCAUCACCUCAUAGUUCAGAUGGGUUAUUACCAUUCUCAUCUUCAAGUGUUGAAGAAAGUAGCAAUUCUUCUCUAAGAAAUGAUCAUUUAGCUGUUAGCAAAGCCCCUGAAUUUAAGAAUCACAUGCCUUCCUCUUUAACAAUUGAUCAGACAUGUGUUAGUAGCAAACUUACGCCCCAAGUAACUAUGGUGGAAAUAAUAGCCACCAGAGGAUCUCCUUUUGGUCGCUUGACAACAUCAACUACUUCAUCAAUACAAUCUGUUACCUCUGUUGUGAGUCGUCCACAAUCUAAUCCCUCGUCAGAUUUUACUGUUUCUCAACAGUCUAAUAAACUAAGUAGUACCACUGAUCCCCAAACAUUUGGUCCAAACCACCUUUCUUUGCCUGAAGGUUGCACGGGUGGGUCGGGCGGCAGCCUACCGAGUCAAGCUGUGUCUGUCGUACCUGCCUCCACACAACUUCCAAUUGCAUCUGGAGGUGUCAUGUAUCCGUCGGCAAACGGACUUGCGAGUGUCGUCGGGACGCCGGCGGGGGACACGCCACCCAGAUCUCUUCUACAAUCAAGUCCAGUUAUCAACGGUGCGUCUUCUGGAAUCGAAGGAGCCGUGACGAGUUCGGGAGGAGACAGUGGUGGUGGAAAUGGAUCUUCAGGUAAUGAAAAUAGCUGCGCUUGUAAUCUCAAAGCCAUGGUAAUGUGUCUUAAGUGCGGAGCAUUUUGCCAUGACGAUUGCAUCGGGCCGUCUCGUCUUUGCGUCACUUGUCUAAUACGGUGACCCAACUGUUGUAAAUAUAAGAAACCAAGUUUGCUUCUAAUAAUUUUUACUCAUGAUUGUUUGAGUUUUCAGUUGUAUCUAUCUCAUUGCCUGUUCAUAGUAUUGUAGAUUUCAGCUUUGUAAAAAGAAAAUAUUAUUAUGUGUGCUGUGUGAUAUAAAAUUACUUAUGAACCAAUCAUAUAGAUGUCAUAUAAAAUGUUAUCUAUUAAGAACUAUGCAACAUUUUCAGUCACGACCUUUUUGAAAAGAGGAAAACUGUUAUAUAUGUUUUAUGUAUGUUAAAUAAUGGAAUUAGAUGCACGAAGAAAUUUAUUAUUGUAUUUGCAAUACCUUCGUAUAAAACACUGUUAUUAGUUGAUUAUUGUUAUAAGAGUUGACGAAAUUAUGGAAGUUAAAAUUCGUGGGAACUAUAUCUGAUAAAAUGUUAUGCAUAAUUAUUAUGGUCUCCUAGACCUCAUGCCAAAGAUGCUGAUGAAUUUUAAUUAUUUGUAGCCACAUUUAGUUCUAUACAUCAACAAAGUUUUAAAAUUAAAUUUUGUUUUUUUUUCAUUAAUGAUACUGAUGUUACUUAGGGGCCGUUUUUGUUUUUGAAAUGAUAUAUAUACUUUGCACACAAUAGCUUAUUAAAUAUUGUUGCUUAAUUGUAAAACUGAAAAAAAUCUUUUUAAGCAGGGCUCGAUAUUACUUGCUCCAAUUGCUGUGAGAAUCGUAACUAUCACUUCAAAAUUUGAUACAAUUUCAUUGAUGUUGCUAACUGCCUUUCCUGUUUAGAGUUAAAAAAUAAACUCCUGACAAAAUCCAGUGUGUAAAUGAUACUUAAUCUGAUAAACAAUAAAAAAUUUGUGUAUAAAAAUAAAAAGGUUAACCAAUGUAUAAGUACAACUUAUCUAUUGCAAGUUUAUUUUUUGCUUGCUUGUAGGGGAUGCCAAUUGUAAAUUUGAAGUGUCUUGUUUUUAUUUGAAUCAAUUUGAUUGUAUAAAAAAAUCAUGAUAAGCAAAUUCUUAAUCCUCAGUAGGACAUUUUAAUGUCAGGAACAAUCAAAAAUUAUAAUUUCUUAUAUAGUUUUUUUUUUUUUUUUUUUUUUUUUUUUUUUUUUUUUUUUUUUUUUNUUUUUUUUGUAAGUAUGAAAUAUAAUUAUUUUUAUGCAUCUUGUGUAGGACAAAAAUUUUUUUUAUUCCAAAGUAUCUUCUGCUUGCUAAAAUCUUCUAGUUUUGUGUUGAUGUUUAAGGUUCUUAAAUUAAGAAAAUAUUUUUAAAUAGAUAUUUUUGCCGAAUAAAUAGCUGCAUACUGGGAACUUCUGCCCUAAGAGCUUUAUUAUUUGGCCUUUUGAAUUCAAUUAUAAUGUGAGUUUUCAUAAUUAUGAAUUUCAAGCCUAUUUUGGGAGACCAUGUGUCUCGCUCAAUAAAUAAAACUAUGCAUUUUUGCUUACAUUUAUGUGUCAAUAUUUUAUUUCGAGCCCUGAAGGUAUAUAUAUAUUUUUAAUGAUUUAAUUAUUCUAAUUAUUCUUUUGUGCUUACAGCAUAAAGAGUAAAAGAAAAGUGAGUAAAAUAAAAAUUCAGACACGAAUGCAUAAAUAAUUUUUUUUUAAAAAUUAUUAAAAGAAUUUGCUUUAAAUAAUUUGAAGAAAACAACAAAUCGUAAAUAAUGGUUCUGCUUUUAUUUAAUAAUUUCUUUAAUUCUGCCCAAGGAAAUAAUCGUAAUUACUUGAAAAAGCAGACAAUGUCAAGACAGAUUAUUUAAAAACAAAGUGAAAAAAAAAUUUUUUUUUGUUAAAAAUUUGAAGUGAUUUGAUGAAAAUAAUUGUUUUAAAAGUAAUUUAUCUUUACACUACACAAAUGUUGAUUUCAUGAUCUUCUGUUGUCGCAUCUGUAAAUCUCAAAACAAUUAAAAUUAAUAAUAGGUAAUUGGAAAAUUAAAUUGAGCUUUGCUUACUUUUCAAUACACAUAACUUUUAUUUAAUUGAACGAAUAUUGUAAGUUGAGAUAAUCAAUUUUGUUUUUGUGUUUAGAUACUAAUCAUCAAGUUUUAAACUAUAUUUAUUGCAUAUUUUUCUUCAGAAUAUUUUCUCUUGCUUGUACCUAAAAUAACAAUUGUAGUGUUAAUGCAUAAUUCCAUGUUAUUAGACAAAUAGGAUAGAAAAGUAAUAUUUUGACACAUCUUUUAUAAUGGUUUAUGUGUGACUUAUUAAAUAUGUCAUUUUAAAAGCAGACAACUUUAAAUUAAUUCAAAAUUUAAAGUUAAGAAGUUUUAUUGGUAAACAAAAUUAGAGUUCGAGUUGUAUUCAAAACUAUCAAAAUUUGUGAUAGUUUUGAAUGGAUAGCUAAUAGCCUUCCAAAAUAAUAAUAAUAAAAAAACUAUUAAUGAGUUAAAUACAUAUUAAACAGUCCCAAUAAAGUUUAAAAGUAUGUGUAAGUUUUUUCUUCUUCCAAGAACCUAAAUUCCAAUGAUUCUUAGAAUUUUAAUGAGAGGUACCAUGUUAAGUGACUAUAUUUUUAAGUCUUUUUAGAGAUAGAACUGAUUUGAGUUAGAGCUUUUUGAUUGUUUAAACCAGUGUGAAUUAAUUGCUUUCGAAACCCUCAAAAGUUGGCACAUGGAGGGGGGGGGGGAUCUUGGCACUUGACUUACCCAAGCAUUGUUUAUAAACAUCACUCAGUUUACAAUCUAAAAUCUGCUAUAAAAUGGUUGUGUGCAAAAAUAAACCAUAGUGAAUUUAUAUGAAAUGCAGAACUGUAGGUUCAAUAGACUAGUUGAAAUUUUUGUGAGCCUGACUCGAAUUCAUCUUAUCAUUUUCACAAAGUCCAAAUUAUUAAUUUUACUACUAAAUAAAUAUUAUUUUGAAAUUGUGUGUUCUUAUUAUUUUUAAGUCUUAUUAGAAUUAAAGUUAUUUUAUUUAUAAUUACAUCAUAUACUAUAAUAUAACAAUUAAAUAAUUAAAUUUUAAGAAAUAUAUCGGUAUAAAAUAUUUAAAUUGUGUAAAAGCAUUCAAGAAAAAGAGUAUAUUAAUAUCUCAUUCAUACACAAACAUCUUAUUGUGAAAAGAUUUUGUAGUGAAUAGAACUAAAAAAACUAAUCAAAGUAUUAUAUAACUUUUAGCCGUACCCUCACAAAUUCAACUAAAGGAAAAAUGGUAGUUUCAUAAAA